Moneuplotes crassus is the source of this 3081-nucleotide messenger RNA. Lineage: Eukaryota; Ciliophora; Spirotrichea; Euplotida; Euplotidae. The record is from the annotation of a GenBank genome assembly.
AUGAAUAUUAUUAUCAUUGCUUUAAUAACAGUCAGCUUUGCUACAGCCAAUGUAUGCCAGAACCAAGCUGCAAUGAUUACUGCUCCUAUUUCAGGUGAAUUUGUCAUCCCAGGAGCUAGCAUAUCAUACUUUAUUGACAUAUUUGAAAACCAAGAAAGUGGGUUUUUGUAUUUCAUUGGAUUCUACAAUCCAGGCUCAUCUCCAGAUAAAACAGUCAUCUAUAAGUCAGAUUAUGACUUAGCAAAGGUUAAAAUUAUGACCUAUGACAUUUAUUCUGUGUACUUUUCAUUUACUAUUGAUCCAAAUGAAGGCACCAUAUAUACUCUAGACCGCACUACCAAUAAAAUAUUGGGGAUUAGUACUGACACCCUUGACGUCAUCAGAGAAUUAUCGAUUACCGGAGCAACAGUGAGUGGCAAUUCACAGAUUGCUUGGAAUGAUAAGUUCUUUUUUAGCUUACUGCUAAACUCAGUGAUGGAAACUUGCAGAUGGGAUAUGGCUACACCGAAUUUAAAUUGAUUUAACUUUGGUGUAGAUUCUUUUACUAAUCUGGCUCCAAUAAGCUCAGAUUUAUUAUUCUUUGGCUCAGUUGACUCUGUAAACGACAAAUACUAUAUGAUCAAUUACAAUUUUUCAACUACUCCCAGCAUAGUUUGGCAGAAGAGUGUCUCAUGUCCAACUGCUGGAUGAUCUAUCAAACUUAGUAAAUCAGCGGUCAGUCGAGAUGGUCAAUCAAUUUUUGCAUUUAUCCUUUAUGAUGAUCAUUUCUUAUUCUAUAUGCUCAGUGUUGUAGAUGGGACUCCAGCAAGCUCAGGUUUUAUUUGGAACAAUGCAGGAUCUAAUGUGUACUCAGUUAAAGAAUUUGAUCAAUUUAUUGCUCUUCAGAUUCUUAGCUCGUCAUUUGCUCCAAAUUAUACAAGGCUAAUUCUGAUCGCAUCUGAUGGUCAAAGUAUUUUCAAAGAAUACAAAAACUCUGGAGCAAGUUCAUACAAUGCUUUUCAAUAUAAAUCAGGAGAAAAUGAAUUAGUGUAUUUUCCUGGCAUCUAUAGACCAAGUGGUUCAUUAUAUUUCGCAAGAGUAUUGACUUCCGAAAUCGACCGCCUCUCCGAAUUCACAAAUGACACUCUCAUCUUCACUGCUAUUACCACCAGCUAUACAGCUUCAGUACCCACUAGUAAUCCAAGCUUAACCUCAACCCCUCGGACUCUAUCAGUAUCAAGUUCUAGCUCAAUCACAAGCGCAGACCUGACCUCGUCCAUCACUCCUUCGUUCUCUGCUUCUCCCGUUUGGUGGAAUGCCGACCAUGUUCAAUCUGUGCAAAGCAAUUCUCUGGUGAAGCUUGAUUUUACUUGGGCUUGAACUCAUUCAGUUGAUUCUACUGUUAUUACUUUUACCUUGGCUCAGACUGGAACCAAUUCUAUACCUGAUUGGGUUGAAAUUGAUACGACCAAUCAAGAACUUUACCUCAACAAGACUCCGAAGCUUAGUGUCUCACAAACGUAUUAUUUCUCAUUGCAAAUAACUUACAACAGUGAAACUGAAUUCAAAAGAUUCGAGAUCACUGUUGAAGGAUGAAGUAUUUCAAGCUGUGAGAUGUGUAAAUUGGGAGACCAAACCAUUUGAGAUAAUUGAGCCAAUGGUUUCCAGGUUUCGAAUGACAAUAAGUCUUGCAGCAAAGUUGAGACCGAACCUGAGACUACCACUGCUUCGAAUUCUCAAAGCACCGCAGCAGCCACCGGUUUGGUUGGUUCAAGCGCUGCUAUUGCUUCUGUAUCUUCAAUUUUAUCUGGCUCAUCAAUUAGUUCAUUUUUUAGUGUAAUGAACAGCUUGCAGUUAGCAAUACUGCUUCCUCUAAUUCCAAAAUAUUUUCCCAUUGAUGUUCUUGCUUUCUUAAAAGGAAUGAGCUUUGCAAUGUUAUCAUUUGACUUUAUCAAACUGGAAGAGAUCCCAUUCGUUGAAGACAUCACAGAGUGGAUUGAUUAUCCUCAACCUGAUGAGUACCUAGGGAGUAUUGGAAUGAGUUCAGGCAGCUCAUUGAUAAACUACCUGUCAUUCUUGGUAUUUAUUUGAUUCAUUGGAAUCUGACACUUGUGAAUAGUUUUGUGAAGAGGAUGAAUUCUCAAAACAAAGAAUAAGAAAUUGUCAAAAUUAAUGGACAAGCUUUUCGAAUUUUUCACAUUCAAUUUAUAUUUAAGAAUACUCAUUCAGGCUUAUUUAUUUACAAUUUGGUCAAUCUUCUCUGAAAUAUAUGCACUGAAUCUGAGCACCGUAGUCACUAAAAUAUCUUUUGGAGUUUGAGUAACUCUUACUCUGUGUACAAAUGUAGUUCUCCUUCUUUCAUUGUUGGUAUACUUCAAAUCUUUUCCCAAGAUUGAUGUUAAAAAGUAUUGGCCAUGUAUUGAGUUCUUUAGUGGAGUCAAGGAAGGUAGAUACUCUAAAUUAUACUCAAGUCUGUUCUUGUUACUCAGACUUCUAUCAGUUUCAUUGCUCAUUUUCGGAAACUCUCUUCCAUCUUCAUAUAAAGCAGCUGGCUUCCUAUUGUUCAAUGGUGGAUAUGGAGCCUAUCUGCUGGCUGUCAGGCCCUUUGAAAAUUUGCAAGACAACAUUAUUGAAGCUAUCAACCAAAUAUUGUUUUGCUGUUUGAUAGUUCCAUUGAUUUGGGUUGAUACAGAAUCUGACUGGAAUGCUUCUUAUGAAUCUUAUUUCACUCGAAUCCUACUACUAUCACCUGCAAUAGGAUGAGUUAUAUGCUUCAUAUUUUUGAUCAAAUCAAUAUGAACUCUAUUCUGCAAGAAAAAGAAGCCUGUAAAGAUCCGUAUACCCAAAACCAUCGCCCCAAAGAAAACUGAUUCAGAAGUGCUAAGGUCUCCUCGUUUGAAAAGGUAUAAACUCAAUAAGCGUGAAGAGCACAAAGAGUACAGGGGCUUCACCCAAGACUUAAGCCAAUCCUUUAAGUCGGGAUAUUUGGUCAGUAAGAGCAACGCUUCUUUCUUGCGGUCUAAGGUGACCCAUGCUGAUGAUUCUUCUACAUUCCAGAGGAAUGUUCAGGAUCCCAGAAGAGUCUUACAAAGAGAAGAAUAA